AUGCGGAUUUACAGACGUCGAAAUGAAAGAUAUGCUCGACAGUGUGUUCGUGAGGUCGACAGACACGGCGGCGAAGGUGUAAUGAUGUGGGCAGGCAUAUCAGUGAAUGACAGAACAGAGCUGGUGCAUGUCCAAGGGAAUUUGAAUGCUGUGCGCUAUCGUGAUGAAAUCCUGGCUCUCUCUGGUCCCUGUUUUAUGAUGUCAUGUCCAGUAACCACCAGGUGUCAAGUAGAUCGACAUGGCCGUGCAACAUGUGUUCCAGAGUUUCCAGGCUGCGGCCAUCCUCCUGAUGUACCCGGGACCAGCAUGACCUAUGACGGACACUACCAGGGUGCUGUGGUAAGAUACACCUGUAAGGAAGACUUCACUGUCUGUCAUCAGAGAAACACCAGUGUCUGUCAAGCCUCUGGCCAAUGGGAGACUGUGGCUAAUAUCUGUGGAAAGUUCAGGUGGAGGAACCCAAAAGUGAACCAGGAGUAUGAUCUGCCGUGUGGGCCACAAAGCAAUUUCAGUGUUUACCUCCUGGCUACUCCAACCACAGAUAAGAGGUAA
Messenger RNA from Haliotis rubra (blacklip abalone), 552 nucleotides. RefSeq lists its product as uncharacterized. Gene Ontology annotation, molecular function: nucleic acid binding. NCBI's taxonomy places the organism in Eukaryota, Metazoa, Mollusca, Gastropoda, Lepetellida, Haliotidae. The transcript is spliced from 4 exons. The record is from RefSeq and is a predicted model, not a curated record. Bases 1 to 552 code for a protein of 183 amino acids.